CAUGAAAAUUCCCAUUUUUUUGUAGUAGACAGAUGACGAAACAGAUGGCAUUCGAAUCUGCUAGGGCUGCGGCUGUUACGCCAUGGACGAAGAAAGUCAUUAUCCAAAGGAUGCAAAAUAACAUCGACAAUAUUUCGGAACCAUUGCUUAUGCCAGUAGUGAAAAUCGAGAAACGAAAAUCUGAAAACAAUAAUGCAGGGGAUGGUUUGAUGGAAUACGAACUACCAAUGGAUUCUGAUUGGGAAAUACCAAGGGAAUUAUUGACCUUAGGAAAAAGUUUAGGCGAAGGUGCUUUUGGAAAAGUUGUGAAAGCUGAAGCGCAGGGUCUUCUGAAGCCUAGUAUACAAUGUGUAGUCGCCGUGAAAAUGCUCAAAGGUAAUUUUAUAUCUGCAACACAUUUUACUACAUAUGUAGGUUGUUCCAGCAAUAACCCAGCGAGCACAAACAUCCCUGGGAUGUUUUGGGAUGUUUCGAAAAUGUUGGCAUGAGGAUGUUUCUUUGAAACG
This is a messenger RNA of Coccinella septempunctata (seven-spotted ladybird), 506 nucleotides long. Its product is annotated as fibroblast growth factor receptor homolog 1-like. Gene Ontology annotation, molecular function: ATP binding. The transcript has 2 exons. Bases 33 to 488 code for a protein of 151 amino acids. The record is from RefSeq and is a predicted model, not a curated record. Lineage: Eukaryota; Metazoa; Arthropoda; Insecta; Coleoptera; Coccinellidae.